Messenger RNA from Pteropus alecto (black flying fox), 1846 nucleotides. It is a transcript of the gene PTMS, whose product is annotated as parathymosin. Bases 704 to 1336 code for a protein of 210 amino acids. NCBI's taxonomy places the organism in Eukaryota, Metazoa, Chordata, Mammalia, Chiroptera, Pteropodidae. Gene Ontology annotation, molecular function: histone binding. The record is from RefSeq and is a predicted model, not a curated record. Gene Ontology annotation, cellular component: nucleus. Gene Ontology annotation, biological process: positive regulation of transcription by RNA polymerase II; negative regulation of apoptotic process. The transcript has 5 exons.
GCCUGCGAAGUGAAAAGGGGAAUCGGUGGGAUUAAAGGCAGUGGGAGAGAGGGGCUACAUGUGAGAUCUGACAAGGUGUUCCGUGUGGCCCUCCGGUGGGCUGUGCGGUGGCAUGUGACUUCACUGAGUAGGUGUCUUUGUAUGUCUGAAAUCCAGUGAGUGUGUGGGACUGCCCGUGUCAGCUACAUGUGUGCGUGUGGAGACGUAGAUGUUCUGGAGCCAUGUAUUCUUUGUGAGUGCUGAGCGGCUCCACUGUGCUCUUGUGUUGUCUCAAGAGUGCCAGAAUGUCCAAACACCAGGCCAUGUGUCUCCGGGUCGCGUGGGCGCUCCUCUGUAGCUGUGUGUGAAUUGGUGUCAGCCUGUGUCAGUGUGUGUGUGCUGUGUUGAGUAAAUGAGGCCAGGCCAGGGAGCUGCUUAGCGCAAGACCUGGGUUACAUACCGUCCUGGAAAAGGGAUCAUGGAAGGACAGUGACCAGAAGGACAUGACAGGGAGGAGAGGGCCCAGCCCCUUGUACUUUGGUCUCUGGUAGUCUCUCCCUCCCUGGCACUUUCCCUCCCUCCCCCCAUCAGUCCAGAUGAGAAACUCAGGCCAGAGCCUCGCAGACCUGGUGCUGGGGCCCGGAGAGUAGCUGACUAACUCCUGGCUCUCCAGCCCCGGGAUGGAGGGGGAAGCCCACCAACCAGUAGAAGUGCUAUAUCUGCCAUGUGGCAAAGAAAUGAGGACAACCAAGUGGCACGAAUAAACGUAGCUAAGUGGGAGGGUCAAGCAUUCUGUGUUCCCUUGAAAGAGAAAGGAAUUGGGUGUCCCUUUAGGCCACCCAUUGGCACCAACCCCCUCUCCUAUCCCCAGUUUCGUUCCAGAAUAGACAUACUCUCCCAGAGUGAUCUCACACAGAAAACUUCCAUCUGCAUGGAAUCAGAUACACAGAGUUGCACACCAGCACCAGAUCGGAUCACCUGGAGACACUGUUGCUUGGUGCCUGCCAAGGGUGGAGUGGGGAGAGGACUGGAAUCGAAAUUUGGAGGGCUGGACCUGAAGGAGAAGAAGGAGAAGGUAGAGGAGAAGGCCAGCCGGAAAGAGCGAAAGAAAGAAGUAGUGGAGGAGGAGGAGAACGGAGCUGAGGAGGAGGAAGAAGAAACUGCUGAGGAUGGAGAGGAAGAGGAUGAAGGGGAAGAAGAAGGUGGGGAAGGGCAGGGAGGCUGGGCUCCAAAGAACAGUCAGGAUGAGGAAGAAGAAGAAGAUGACGAUGAAGGGCCGGCGCUGAAGAGAGCUGCUGAAGAGGAGGAUGAAGCUGAUCCCAAGCGGCAGAAGACAGAAAAUGGGGCAUCAGCAUGAGCCCCCUGCCAAAAGGGCUGGGGUGGGAAGCCCUUCCAGGGCCUGACGGUGGGGGCAGGAACAGACGAGUGCAGCCACUCUUCACCUGGCUCCUUGCUCUGGGCCCUGCAUCAGAGCUGCCACCUUCUUUCUCCCCAGCCUUCUCAUGUCCACCUCUCCAGACACUGCCCCUCCAUCCUCACUCUGCCAUCGUUCCACCUCCUGACCUGUUCCAUCUGAGCUCUCCAGCUGGUCCCCAGUUCCCCUCUCCUUUUCCUUGCUCUCUUCCUCCCUUCAUCUCCCCAGCCACUCCCCUCCUGGUAGCCUCUCUUUCCUAACCUCUGUAUCCAAGCCUCCUAUCCUGCCCGUCCCUACACUGCCUGAUCCCUGGGUCUCCCUCAGAUCCCCUUCUCUCAGACAGCGCCAGGCCGGGGUGGGGCCGGGGCCAGGGUUGGGACCGAGCCCCACAGCUGCCCCUCCUCACCUUUUUUGUAUAAUUUAAUAAAGAAAUGGUCGCGCUUCUGUUUUUAA